This is a messenger RNA of Stylonychia lemnae, 1209 nucleotides long. The record is from the annotation of a GenBank genome assembly. NCBI's taxonomy places the organism in Eukaryota, Ciliophora, Spirotrichea, Sporadotrichida, Oxytrichidae.
AUGGAUCCUCUGCUUUCAGAUCAACAUAGAUCUAAACGAACUAGUAUCAUUAAGGUUUUUAUUUCAUUAAUUUUUGGAUUUUCAGUAGCUGCAAUUGCUAUUCUACUCUAUGGUUAUUCAUCAUAAAUAAAAUAGGCAAAUAAUCUUGCUUCUUUUAUUGAAAUAGCAAAGCCAGGUGAAGUCAUUUUAUUUGAAGAUCCAGAAUUCAAAAAUAGAUAUGUUAAGCUAAAAGCAGGAUUUAAGGGAAAUUUAGAUACUCUUUCACCUAAUUUUGAUAAAUUAUUGAGCUCUGUAUAAAUCGGUAAAGGCCUUAGAGUAAGGUUCAGCAAAUUCAAAAACGGUGUAUGGUGGGGAUGGAGUGAUAACUUUGAAGUCCUUGGACCUUAUAAUGAGCCAUAUUUUGUACCUUUUGAUACUGUAAGCUACAUUGAAGUUUAUUCUUAUGAUGAAAAAAAAGAACCAAGAGUGACUCUCAUUGGAGGUUAUUUAAAAUAGUUUGACAGAUCUGGAACAUUCUUACCUGGAAAAUAUUUCACUUAAGAUCUUUAAUAUAACGGAAUCGACAAACCAAGAAAUAAAGGAGGUGCCUCUGGCAUUAUUGUUCCUGCUAAUAUGGCAAUCUAAGUAUUUUAAAAUGACUAUUUUGAAGGAGAAUCUAUUACAUUCAAUGGACCUGACUAGAUAGAUCUAUUGACUUAUGAAAAUGCAAAAUGGAAUGAUUAAAUUGGAAGUAUAAUAGUUUUUGGAUAAGAAACUGUUUAAUUAGUAGGAUUUUGGGAUAAAGUACUAUCAUCUAAUGAUGAAAUAACUACAAGUAUUGAGCAAACUUCUGGUAUUGACAAAUCAAAGUCUAAUGAAAAUGAAAUAAGCACCUCUUUGACAUCAGGGUUUGAGUUUGGUAGCGAUGUUUUAGGCUAUAAGGCUUCUGUUAGUGCUACUGUAGGUACAUCAGUUAAAGAUACUAUUUCUUAAACUUUGAGUAGCACUAAAACUCGUAGAAUUGAAGUUAAAUGUUCUAACCCGGAUUAAGUAAAAAUGACUCUUUGGCAAUGGAGCAUGACUGGAAAGAAAAAUGGAGAGCUAGUUAUGGAAUUAACUGAUAAUGAAUUCAUAUGCAAGAAAGGAAGUAAACCUCCUAAAUGUCCUGUUGGAUUUUGCAAUAAUAAUGAUCCAUAAUGUGAAACUUGCAUCCCAGGAACAUUCAAUUGA